CCCUGGGAGGACUGUGUCUUGGGAGGUAUUGCCGUGAUGAAAGAAAUCGAUCAUUGCUGAAAAAAAAACCUCUAUUUGAAAGUCUUUCUUUAAAAAGACGAAGUUAAAAUUUCUUCAGCUUGUGGAGGAAAUAUCAUUCUUCCUGAAGACAACUAACCAGGUUAGGAAUGGUGAAAAUGAUCAGUAAAGCAGUUGUUUAAGCAGAUUGGCUCCUUCAUGUUCUUAGUAUUUCCUUAAGAAGUAACAACAUAAUGGCAAAGAGGACUGCAGACAAGGAACUAACUGACCGAAAUUGGGAUCAGGAAGAAGAAUCUGAAGAGGCAGGAACUUUCUCGGUUGCAAGCGAAGAUGUGCUGAAAAACAGAGCUAUCAAAAAAGCAAAACGCAGGAACAUAGUCUCUGAGCCUGAAGGUGGAGGAAUUUUCAAAGGGUUUUCUGGUCUCGUAUCAUCAACUGGAAAUACUGGGUUUGGAGCAUUUGGCAAUGGUUCUGGUUUCAAGCCUUUACACGGGCUGUCCAAUGGAAAUAAUUCAUCGUCUUCUUCAAAGCCAUCCCAUAAUAGUGCUACAGAUGUAAAUAAUCCUUUGGGUUCUUUUCUAUCUAAUGGCCCUCCACCAAACCCCUUGGCAAAAGGUGAAAUAGGUACGAAAACAAAUGGUGUUAAUCAGAUUAACUCGGGGGAUAAAGUGGGCUCCAGUGAGUACAACAGACAACUAGCAGCACUGAAUUGUUCGGUCCGAGACUGGAUCACCAAACAUGUCAAUGAGAACCCACUCUGUGAUUUGACCCCAAUCUUCAGAGACUACGAGAAGCAUUUGACAAGCAUUGAACAGAAAUAUGGUAGCAGCUCUGACAGUGGCUCAGAGAGUGACACAAGCAGCAAGAGGCCAGAAAUGCAAUCUGUUAACACAUUUGGUGUUUGCAAAACACCACAGGGAGCAACCCCAUCAUCUUUAUUCUCAUCUGUCAAAAACAAGGAUAUUAUUCCAUUCACUUCAGAAAAAAAUUCUGAGACUGCAAUAGGAAAUAGUGGGAAUAUCAACUUGCUCUUUGGGAAAAAAAUGGAAAGCUCUCCUUUAGCUGGCUUUUCUUUCGGUGGUGGAACUUCAGGCUCAUUAUUUGGAAAAGAUCUGAACCAGGAGAAGACUGUUGCUCCAACUUUUUCCUUCACAGCAUCUGUAGAAAAAACAGAAGAAGUGAAAGGUAGUGAGCAUAAAGAUGAAAAUGAAGAAGAGAGUGAAGAGCCUCCUAAACCAGUUGUAAAUGAAAUCAAGGAAGAAGAUGCAAUCUUUUCAAAGAAGUGUAAAAUGUUCUACAAGAAGGAUGGGGAUUUCAAAGAUAAAGGAAUUGGUACAAUCCAUUUAAAACCUGUGGCAGAUCAAAAAUUUCAGUUGUUGGUACGAGCAGAUACUAAUCUAGGUAAUAUUUUACUGAACAUUAUGCUUCAUCCAUCACUGCCUUGUACAAGAACAGGAAAAAACAACAUUCUUCUCGUCUGUGUUCCCAAUCCUCCCAUUGAUGAGAAAAAUCCUGAUACUGCUAUGCCAAUUUUGAUCCGUGUGAAAACUACUCAGGAUGCGGACGAGCUUCACAAAAUUAUUACUGAGAAAAAGGCUGCACAUCAAGUGUAAUAGGUGCUCUAUCUGAUAGUGUAAACAAGUUUUGCCAAGUUGCUGCUACGGUCUUUAAUUCUCAAUUAUUUUUAAAAUAAAAUGUUUCUGGUUGAGGAAAUUAUAAUGGUUAGGCAGAUUGCACUUGAGUGCUUUCAUUCUGAUAGGGACAUCCCUAGGUAUUGUCCUUUUUACAUGUACUGAAGUUAUUUUCUGUGUACAAUUGUGGCCUGACCUGAUUUUUAGCAGCAUAGAUAAAUCAUUUAGACCACAAGUUUGAUAAAUGGGGCCAGUAUGUUUAAUAACCUGACAACCCAUGUCAUGAAAAAAUCUGUGUGCUAACCUAGAGGGUUGGAAUUAUUCUGCUUACAUUCAAACUUUCUAUUCCACUUUCUUCUGGUUUCUAGUGUAGAUCAUAAUGCAAGCAACAGGAAUAAUGUUUUAAACAUCUCUAAUUGGACUAUUGUAGAAAUUUACUUUUGCCCCCACUUCAUUUCCAAAAAAACCAGUUGAGUAUCCCUGUUUACCAGUGAGAAAGCACGUGAGAUUCGCAUCGAAUAUUAGAAUAAGGUAAAAUGAUAAGCCUAAGAGAGCUUGGAAACUGAAGUGAGCAGGGAAGGGGUAAAGAAAAAACAACUAAAGUAAAAUCAAACAGCAAUUAGUGGAUUGAAAAGAUUCUGCAAGUACAAUGAAGUGAAAUUAGGACAUAACCGGUGAAUGGAACUGGUGAAUAAAUAAAUGUUGGAUUCUUGCUGUUUCCCCUAAAUUUUCUUGUAGCUGUCCAUUUUAACGACUUGUAAGCCACACAAUUUUCAUUUCAUAUCAUAAAAUUGUAAUAAAAACAACAUUGUCUGUUGAUUUGUUGAGCUUGAUUCUUAAUUUAUGCAUAAUCUGAUAAAUUUAAUUUGCUGCAAGAAAAGUAUUGUUAGACCAUAUACGAAUGCAUCUCAGAUUGGUGUGGUAAAUUUGGCCAAAGCCAUGGUUUCAUGCCAUACUUUCCUAUUACAGAAACUCUCUUGAAGAUAACCUGAUAUCAUAAACCAAUCUCCAUGGUUGAACAUUACCUGUUUCAACAAAAUAUAUUGUACAAGACAAGCUAAUUUGACAUAUUUUACAGAUUUUCAUUUUUCCUCAUUAUAUGUGUCCUGUAAUGCAAAGCUAUUUUGUUUGGAGAUCUUUUGGAGAGCAUAUUUAUCUGAACUUUUAAGGCAAACAGUCUGUAUGUUUUGGGGUUUAUGGGUCUUGAAAGCCAGUGAUAGGCAGUUGUUGAAGAGAUAUAUCAGUGGGACCGCUUUAGAAAUUGGUUCGUAGCAGUUAAAUUUGAAUUGUAUUUAAAUAAGCAGAUAUAACCAAUAAGAACAAUUAUAGUUCUUGAAUCCCAAAUAUCAAAGCUGAGCUGCAUUUUGGAUGAUUGUACUGAUCAGGGAAUCCUUCAAGAGAUGGAAAAUAAGCAUCAAUUUUAAAUAUUCCUAGGAUAAAUCAAGCUUGAGAGCUUUGUCAUGGUCUUAGUAACGUUUUUAAAUGAUGAAUUUUAAAAUGUUUUUAAAGUGAUGUAUAAAAUAAUUAGAAAGCUUACAAACUCAGUGCACAAAUCUGUUAUUGAUCAGACAUCAAUCCAUAUAAACAUUGCAUAUUUGAACCACAGACGUUAAUGCUGAGCUUGACAUUGGCCAGUUAACAUGCCCAGUGAUAUCAAACAACAGGACAUUAUUUUGAUCAUUUGGCAUCACUUUCCAUUUGGGAUCUCGGAGUCAUUAGAAGGGCCGAGCCAAGAGUUCCUGCAGGCCAAAUUUGGAAAUCCAUGUUUUAUAGGCGGACUGGAGACGUGGUAAAAAAUGCACAAGGAUGAUAUCAAAAGUGAGUGGAUGUACUUAUUAUAACAGAGUCAUGGUGGGGGGUGGGUGCUAUUUUCUCUGGGAAAGAAAGAAAGGAGAUCACCUAAUUGUGAUUUUUUUUAUAUAUCAUUAUGUAAUGAUUUAAUGGGUGCUCAUAGAGAAAAUAUUACCAAUUGAUGAGUCUGCAACUAGAGGAAGUGGGUAGAAAGUGGAAUGCUUUACAGAGAGGAGUAAUUGAGUAGCAUAGUGAAAUUUAAGCAGAAGAUGCAUAAGCACAAGGAAAAAAAGGAAUUGAUUGAUAUAUUGACAGUUAUCUGAAGAAGGGUGGGAGGAGACUCGUGAGGCAAUAAACACCAGCAUAGAGCUGUUGAUUGUGUAUAAACCAAUCCAUUGACAUCAUUAAAUGGAUCUAAAAGAUGGCUUUUGUUUGAACUAAUUUUGGUAAAAUACUGUUUGCUGAAAUCCUGCCAUAUAGUUAUUUUAAAAAUAAUUCUUACAAAUGCAGUUUACCAGUGAAAGUGUUAAACUUUUUUUUUGAGUUAUAUUGGCUUGGGAAAGAUUAUAACUCUUUAUUUUUGCAAUAUUAUCCAUUCAUUUGCAGAAUCCUGGAGAUUCCUAACGACUUUUUUUUUUAAAUUGAUGGCAUUGGCUACAUCUUUAUCUUACAGACAUGCAGGAAUUUUUAAAAUAUUGCUAUGCUAUUUUGUGACUAGUUAUUCAGUUUACCAGUUUGUUGAAGGCCCACAACUGUAUAAUCGCAUGUGAUCUGGUUUAAUAAAAUAUGGGUUCUCACGUAUGGGAAAAUUCUCAACACCUUGGAGCCUUCCACAUGAAGGACCUUGCCAUCUUUACCUGCUGACUACGUUAUUUUAAAAGCUUGAAGUAAAACUGCUUGUAACCUGUGAUGGGCAACUUCUGAAUUUAUUUCUGAAUUGCCAAUACUACUUUGUGCAAAAUAAAAAUGCAAGUUGUAGUGAAUCAUCCUCCGACAUAAACAAUUUUGAAUCAGAUUGAGAAUUUGUAUGUUCUAAUAGAAAAGAUUUGUUUUGACACUGGGUUUUUUUUAACAGCUUUCCAUGUUAAGGUUUAGUAAAAACUUAUUGUUUCCAUGUAUGCAGCCUUGAAGCAAGUCACUUUUAUUAUUUAUGAAUGUUGCUAGGGUAAUUGUUACAGCAAAAUGACUUUUGGAAAGUAUUUGCAUCUUAAGCCAAAAGUCAAGCAAUCCCAUGAAGCAGAAACUAAUUAAUUCAAAAAUUCAAUAAUGUGAUUACUAGAAAUCUGAAAUUAAAACAGAAAAGGCCAGAAAUAUGCAAUGGGUGAGACAGGAUCUGUGGAGAAAGAAAUUGUGUUAAUGUAUUAUAUUGAUGACCUUGCAACAGUUCUGGAAAAAGUUACAGAUUAAUAGGUUUUGAGAUGUACAGCUCUAGUGCAGGACAUGCAGCUUGUGAGCCAGUACUGCCCAUGAGACAGUUGUAUCUGGACCAUCUCUGAACAACAAGCUGCUGGUGCACACUUCACCAGUCACAGAUGUAGGUUAAAAGUUGCAUUCUGCCUUUUAAGUUGAACCUCCCCAUAUCUGUGUUACCCACAGAUCUCCCAGCCAGCAGAAAGAAGAAAUGCUCAUCUCAGUUGGAUUUAAACCUGUUUCCUGAACCUAGUGCCCUCAAUCAGCUGUAUCAUUGUUCUUUUGUUGAUACAGGUUAUGGAUGAUCUUGCAUAUUUUGCAAUUGUUUCUCUUAUGAAACCAAUUAUUGAUCUUGAGGAGAGAACUCUGCCAAGUCUCGUUUGAUUUUUUUUUCUGUUUAUCCCCCUUCAAUAAUUUUUCCCUUCCUUCCCAAGGAUGUUUGCAGUGACAACAUGUUCCACAAAACUGAAGCCCUCCAGAGCUUUGACAGCCAGUUAAGAUGAGGUCUCAGUCUUGUUGACUGUCAAAGGUGAAUUUUGAUGAAUAUUUCUGAGACAUUUUUAAAUUUUGAAUGAUAUUAAUUUUGAUAGUUCACAAAUAAUUACAGCUUUAAAAAUAAACUUCAACUUAAUUAAUUUGUCACCUGAAACAUACCCACCUUCCUAAGAGCUAUUUUGUCCUCAUUGAAAUAAAUGGAGUGGCUGAGCUGUGCAAGUUGUAACCAGGUACAAAUUCAGCAGGCUGACUUCGGGACUACCUAAUGCUUAAAGAAGUUAGCACUCUACCGUUGAACUCUAUGGGGUGCCCAAUAUUGUAAUGACAGCAGCACAGACCACCUGGGAAUUUUGGAUCUUUAUAAUCACAUGAAGUGUUCCAGAUUUUCAGUGUAGCCAUUCCUGAAAAAGUUGUGUCCCACUGGUUCUGAGAAAGGGGGAACUUUUCACAAUUACAAUGAAAGAUCAACCUAGAAGGGUAAUUAUUUAUUCUCUAUAUAGAUGCUGUCUGUCUGGCUAUUGCCGGCAUUUUCUGCCUUGUAUCCAAAUGGUGUGUUCUAUAGAAUAUUUGGAAAUAACGAUAAUGUGAAUUAUUUUGACUUCUAUUUCCAAAAUUGCUGCUGGUUUUGGUUGAUGUUUUUUGACUUGUUUCUGUGAAUUUAUCGGAUCAGCAAUAGUAUUGGACUCUCUUCCUGCUUAAUGUAGCUAAUGUAAUCACAUUUUUAUUUGAAAAAAACUAAACAUGACAGACUUCUGAUUGACUUCUCGGAGGUUAGAAGCAUCUACCACUAUUCAUAUCUAUUAUGGGCUAACUGGACAAUUAGAAAACAUUUAGAUCAGUUAGUACCAUUCAAAAAAGUAGGCAAAUUGAUAGGUCUCCUAUUCACGGUGCCUGAUGAGCUUAGGGAUGUGACUAUGAUAGGUUUUUAAAUGUGCAAGAGUUGUCAACCAAAACUCUGCUUCCUUCCACAAUGAAGCUUUCAAACAUAAAAUGUGUUCCCAGUUUAUUUUAUCAUAGUUGCUUUUGAUCCAGCUUCAGAAGUAAUUUAAAUUUAAAAGCAGAAGAGUCUUCUUUAAAGUCCUAGCUAUGUGUAGAAAUGGACUUUUUAAUUUGUUCUUGCUUUCACAGGUGAUUCUAAUUUGGUUUCCUCCCUUGUACAAAUCUGCUUCCAGUAUAAAUAUACACAUUUGUCAGUCAUUGAUUAGGAAAUGCAUUGAAAGCAUCCAUAAUUCAAACUGAAAGUGAGAAAGAAAGCAAUUUAUUAGCAUAUUGCAAAGUAAAAUACAGAUGCAUGUUCACCAUGAUUAGUUUUUUCUCUAAGAUGUACAUUUUAGGGAUUUUUCACUUUGACAUUCCAAUUUGUGUUGAAUAGCAGAUUUGUGCUGCUAAAUUUGGGAUUCAGUAAUAAGGGGAAGAAAGGCAAGGAUAUAAUUAAGGGGCCAUUUAAUGAUAUAAAAAAUAUGCGAUAAGGAUGCUUAAGUGAGCAGUAUGACUAAGAAAUUGAUGAAAUUUAUCCAUUGCAAGCGUUCUGGGUACUGUGUACAGUAAAAGUGGUGACACUUUUUGUCAAAUGGCAUAGUUGAAAGCUUCUCAAUAUUACAGAAGGUGAAGUACUUUUAUUCUAACUCUGCAAUAAAUGCCUCGGUUUGAAAAGACACAGAUCAUGUUUGGUUUCCAGCAUCGUAAUUCAUAUAAAUGUAAUCUGAAUUGAUAAAUAUUUGUUUUAUAUUACAUUUUCAGAUUACAAAAUAAAUGACUUUGAGACACAAUUGUCUUGAAUUUUUUGUUGGUAUGCGGUUAUCUUUCUAAAGAUUCUAAAUUUUUCUGUGUAUUCUAUCCUGUAUUGCUUAAUAAAAAGGAUCCUUUUGUCUUGAUUUUGGAAUCAUUAAUGUGAUGUUUUAACCAUUUUACAUUUUUUUAAAAAAAGAAUCUUGUUGCUCAGUAUCUAAAUGCCUUUGUUGUAAAACUUGUGAAGAUUUAGUUUUUAAAUAUUCCUUUCUCUAUCUGAUAUAUGUUUAUUUAAUGUAAGGAAAUGCAUACUUUGGUGAGGGGCAAUUUUAAUUUUAUUUUGAAUUAAUUUAAGGACUAAGUGCUGUGUCUUAAUUUAAUUAUUGUUUAACAAGGUGGUUAUAGUUUUAUUUGGUAAAUGCACCUUUUACCAGUGCCCCACUCUGAAGAAAUUUUGACUGGGAGCAAACGUUUGAAUAUUAUUUGAACAAAGAAUAUUAAUACACUACUGUCCUCAGAACAUGUGGGCAUAUGGUUUAUUAAUGUUCCCUGACUUUGUGAAAGCUGCAAGCUCUCAUUAAGUGUGCUUUCCAUGAACAGCUAAUAAACUAUAUUUUAAAGUGAAUUGUCUUGUUGCAGGAUAUCAAAUAAAAACCAGGUUUAAACACUUGAAAAUAAAAAUGUAAAUCAGUAAGUAUUUGCAUGAAUAAAAUGUUUUCCCAGAGAUGUUUCAAUCCUCUUUUAAGGAUGGUUGGUUUUGAAGAUUUAUGUAACACAAUGUUUUUAUGUGUCAGUAACAUUUCUAAUUUUUUUGACUAUCACAUGUUUAUCAGGUAACAAUUAUUUUCUGUUUUAUAGAACCAUUGCAACAAGAGUAGGCUACGUAUUCCCUCAAUCCUGUUCUACCUUACAGUAACAUCAUGGUUGAUCCAUGAUCCAACUCCAAAUAUUUGCUUUGCCCCAUAUGCCUUGAUACUCUUGGUUAACAAAAAUCUGUUUAAAAAUUGAAUGCUUGCAUGGAUAUUGGUCUGCAUUAUAUUGAAUUCUCGUAUCUCCACUUGCAUUGAGAACUAACUGAGCUGUAAAAAAAUAA
Molecule: messenger RNA, 8166 nt
Organism: Pristis pectinata (smalltooth sawfish)
Lineage: Eukaryota; Metazoa; Chordata; Chondrichthyes; Rhinopristiformes; Pristidae
Gene: nup50
Product: nucleoporin 50
Exons: 9
Coding region: 252-1631 (459 amino acids)
Biological process (GO): protein import into nucleus
Cellular component (GO): nuclear pore
Source: RefSeq, a predicted model, not a curated record